AUGGAGCACUUGCUCUGGAAUUUUCUUUCUUUAAUCAUACCAGCUCUCCUCUUCUUGUUCAUCCGCCGGAGAUCAAACUCCAGCAAAGAACUAGAGCUUCCUCCCGGCCCACCAGGAUGGCCGAUAAUCGGCAACAUGCUCGACCUAGGUCAGAUGCCACACAAAACCCAAACCAAGCUGCGUCACACGUUUGGUCCGGUGAUAUGGUUAAGAAUUGGUGCCCGAAACACCAUGGCAAUCCUCUCCGCCAAAGCAGCCACCGAGUUUUUCAAAAACCACGACAUCUCGUUCGCUGAACGCUCUGUAACUGAAGGUAGUAAAGUGCUUGACUACCAUAAAGGGUCACUCGCUCUGGCCCCUUACGGAUCGCACUGGCGCCUGUUAAGGCGCCUGUUGACGGUUGACAUCUUGACCAACAAGCGUAUCAAUGACACUGCAGCGAUUCGAAGCAAGUGUGUUGACAACAUGCAGAAGUGGAUAGAGGAGGAAGCCUCUAAACUCCAAGAGAAUGGAACAUCAUCGCGUGGAGUGCACCUUGCUCGUUUCGUGUUCCUCAUGUCGUUUAAUCUUCUUGGGAAUCUCCUGUUGUCGAGGGACUUGGUGGAUCCGAAUUCGGAAGAAGGGCUGGAGUUUUUCGAGUUGAUGAAGGGAGUCAUGGAGACGAAUGGGCUUGCCAACAUGGCGGACUACUUUCCAUGGUUGAGGUGGUUUGAUCCACAAGGUGUGAAGAAGAGGAUGAAGAAGGAUUUGGCAAAGCUUCUGGAACUUGCCUCUGGUUUUGUGAAAGUGCGGUUGCAUGAGAGGCUGUUAGUGGGUGGAGAAAAAACUAAUAAGGACUUCCUAGACGUGUUGCUUGAAUUUCAAGGCAAUGGAAUUGAUGAACCAACAAAGAUUUCUGAUCAUGAUAUCAAUAUUUUCAUACUGGAAAUAUUUUUGGCUGGUGCAGAAACAACAAGCAGCACAAUCGAAUGGGCAAUGACCGAGCUACUAUGCAACCCCGAGACGCUAAUCAAGGCCAAAACAGAACUCAGACAAGUGAUCGGUCAAAACAGAAAGAUGAACGAGUCUGACAUUGACAAUCUUCCAUACUUGCAAGUUAUAGUUAAAGAAACACUAAGAUUACAUCCACCCGUUCCAUUCCUCAUACCAAGGAAAGCUAUACUAGACACCAAAUUCAUGGGUUACUUCAUACCCAAAAAUACACAGGUAUUCGUUAAUGCGUAUGCAAUUGGAAGAGACCCAGAUGUUUGGAUUGACGAGCCUGAUUCGUUUAAGCCGGAGAGAUUCAUAGGCUCAAAAGUGGAUUAUAAGGGUCAGCAUUAUGAGUUGAUUCCAUUUGGAGCCGGGAGAAGAAUGUGUGCUGGUGUGCCGUUGGGUCAUAAGAUGCUGCACCUUACUUUGGGGUCAUUGCUUCACCAAUUUGAUUGGGCACUUGGUAGAAAUGUUACCAAAGACACUAUGGAUUGGAAUGACAGGUUAGGCAUAACAAUGAGGAAGUAUCAGCCAUUACUAGCUGUACCUACAAAAUGCUUGAAUUGGUCUAGUUCAAUAUAG
This is a messenger RNA of Fragaria vesca subsp. vesca, 1554 nucleotides long. Its product is annotated as cytochrome P450 76A2-like. The record is from RefSeq and is a predicted model, not a curated record. NCBI's taxonomy places the organism in Eukaryota, Viridiplantae, Streptophyta, Magnoliopsida, Rosales, Rosaceae. The transcript is spliced from 2 exons. Bases 1 to 1554 code for a protein of 517 amino acids. Gene Ontology annotation, molecular function: iron ion binding; monooxygenase activity; heme binding.